AUGGAUCCAACAUGCACGAUCGCUCACUGCGAUUUGGUGCCUGAUCUCCUGCAGCAACUACUUCAAGGCAAUUCAGAUACUCAUCUCAUUGUCUGUGCAACCAGAGCUGAGUUCCUGGUGCAACUCACAGCAGCCAUUCGCUCACAACGCGCUGAUCCAGACACUGCCACGAGCCAUGACUUGCUUACAAAAACUAUCGGGCUGCUUGCAAGAUCCAGCAAAAUACGGCUGGCAUUCUGCCCGAGUUUAGAGAGUCUUCGGGCAUACCUUGCCAUUUUAGGUCCUGCUGUUGGGGUGGCUACCGAGGACACAUCGCUUUCCCAUGACCGACAACUCCUUGCUGUGCUUGAUAUGAUGGCUUUACAUGUUACAACUUCAGAAUUCUCGGCGCAGGGGCUUUCAAGGACACUUGCUUCUGUCGUUGAGGCUUCCUCAAGGGCGGGGAUGGAUCUCCGACUUUAUGAGUGCAUGAAUGCCCUGGACCCUUCGAGUGUCGUUCGGGGAAGAAAGCUAUGGGAUGUGAAUGUUCCCUUACUGAAUGGGUCAGUUCGAAUGCGAUCGGACCAAAGUACCUUGGGUGGACGGGGCGUCACUGUGAAACGGGUAGCCGAACGCUGGUUUGAAUUUGACCAGAACCAUUGA
This is a messenger RNA of Penicillium samsonianum, 642 nucleotides long. RefSeq lists its product as uncharacterized. The record is from RefSeq and is a predicted model, not a curated record. The transcript has a single exon. Lineage: Eukaryota; Fungi; Ascomycota; Eurotiomycetes; Eurotiales; Aspergillaceae. The coding region runs from base 1 to 642 and encodes 213 amino acids.